CGUCCCGUCCCUCGCGGUUUACGUCCCCCGCUGCCUGGGAGGUACCGCGGUGAGGCCAGAGAGCGGCCGCCGGCCCCAUGAGCCGCGCGCUGGGUCGGAACACCCGACCCAGCCCGAACUUCGGGUCAGGUAAAGGGAGUUGCGGGUUUAACGGGAGAUGUAGGAGCACGCUCUAGGACACGAGUCUUGUCUAAAGCGCUCCCGGGCUAUAACUGCUCAAAGCGAUGGGGUGAAACGUAACGGCAUCCACAAUCCUUGUGAGGAGACUAAAACUCCCCUCAAGCCUCCACCUGUCUUGCAGCGGGGUGGGAGGCAGGCGUUACACAAGAGCAGGCUGUGUAAGGAGCACCAUCCUCAGCGUGCCAGUUUCAAAAGGAAAAAGGUGACUUGCUCUGGUUUUGGGAGGCUUCUCGGCCACGGCCCUCUCUGCCCCGAGUGAGAUCCACUGUGGGCAGGAUUUAAGAUAAACUCUCUCUGCCUUUUGGUAUCUCCACAGUGACUAGCCCCAAGUUGCUAGCUCUGUGCAGAUUUCCUAAUUUGCUCAUAUGGUCUUUUUAUCUGUACCAGGUUCUACUAAAGCGUUUACAUAUUUUGUCAGGAAGCUGGAUUGUAAAUUGACUACCAACUUGGGUGAUGUUUGUCUAAAUCACGUGUUUUAAAAUGCAAUCACAAAACGGAGAUUUGGACAAAGGCCUUGGAGGGGAGGUUACUGUGCAAGAGGUGUCAGAAGAGCCUGUGAACAACAGCAGAAAUGAAGCUACGCAAACAGAAAAUGAAGGCAAUUGUGUCAACACAGAUAUUAAAACUCAAGAGAAAGCCAUCAACUGUAUGUCCAGAGCAGAUCAACAGAAUGCACAAAAAUCAGAUGGUGAUCACAAAUCAGCAACCAGCUCAUUCAGUCAAAGGACAGAAGAAAAGAGGGGCAGUGUAAGAAUGACAAAAAAGAUUCUGCAAGACAUCUGUAAACAGCAGAAAUUAUACUUGACCCCAUACUUAAAUGAUACGCUUUACUUGCAUUAUAAAGGAUUUGACCGCCUGGAGAAUCUUGAAGAGUAUACUGGAUUGAAGUGUUUAUGGCUGCAAUGCAAUGGCUUAACAAAAAUUGAGAAUUUGGAGGCUCUGACAGAGUUGCAUUGCCUCUACUUACAACUCAAUUUAAUUAACAAAAUUGAAAACCUUGAACCCUUACAAAAGCUGGAUUCCCUCAAUAUCAGUAACAACUACAUUAAGACCAUUGAGAAUCUCUCUUGUCUGAAAGUCCUGCAGACUCUGCAGAUUGCUCACAAUAAGUUACAAACAGUGGAAGACAUACAGCACUUGCAAGAAUGCCCAAGUAUUUCUGUUCUCGAUCUUUCCUACAACAAUCUAAGUGAUCCACGUAUUAUAACUAUUCUGGAGAGCAUGCCUAAUCUGCAUGUGCUGAAUUUGAUGGGGAACCAGGUGAUAAAGAAAAUUGCUAAUUAUAGAAAAACACUUAUUGUUCGACUGAAACUACUAACAUAUCUGGAUGACAGACCAGUUUUCCCAAAGGAUAGAGCCUGCGCAGAAGCCUGGGCUGUUGGAGGACUUGAAGCUGAGAAAGUGGAAAGGGAAAAAUGGGAAACCAGGGAGAGAAAAAAAAUCCAAGACAGCAUUGAUGCUUUAGCAGCAAUCAGGAAAAAAGCAGAGGAAAAGAAAAGACGGAAGUAUAUGGAAGGAAGAGAUGCAAGUGCAAAAUGUGGAAAUGGAGAUGCAACAGACAUCCUAGAAGAUCUACCAAGAGAGAAGGCAGCUACUGAAAAAGCCAUGCUUCCUGAACUGGAUGAACAUGCUGAAAUUGAACAGAUCAAACAGGAGACACCUGAGAAACUUUAUCUUGACGAACUGCCUGAUUUAGAAGAUAUAGAUGUAAAUGAAUUUCCCCCAGAAGAGGAAAUCUUUGUUCAAAAGGAAUAUCACCCAAAGAUUGAAAUAAUUUCUGAAGUGACGAAUUACAGCAGCUCUGCAUUAGAGGAAAACAAUAAAAGCAUGUUUGACAAUUCAGUAGGAGAAGAAAUUCCAACAGCAAUUUUUUCAAAUGCGUGUCAGAUACAUAAAGAGCAUGAAAAGGAGCACUUAAGACCCCUUGUUGAAAGCUUCUUUACAGAGCCUGCUAAUUCAGAACGAUACCUGGAGAUCCAAGAUAAACGAGCAACCCCCUCAAAACCCUUGAUACAAGAGGUUAUUGCUGAGCCCAAGGAUAACGUGCUGUUGUCACCAGUCUGCAAUCGACCAGGUGACCCAAGCCCCCGGGAGGAGGACGGGAAUGGCAGUGAUGGAGAAGCACAGUGCCUGGCUGAGGGUGAAGGAUGUCUGCAAGAAGCACAGGAUGACGAGGGCAGUGAGAGUGGAUUAGAUUAAUCACUCUGAAAUAAACCAGACCAAAUCUGGAGCGGAGUGCCAGGCUGACUGCAUGCAGUGGGUCUCAAAAUGCAGAGCUCAGCAAUGAGGACCGGUAGUUACAACUAACAGUUACUGUGGCACAAAACCCACCACCUUCAACAGGAGGACUUAGUGUUGCAGUCAGUCAGAGGCUGCCGUGGCCUCCAGCACCCCACCUUCAGGGCAGAGCUUUUGGUUGUGUCAGUGUGAAGAAAGCUCAUAAUCUUCUAUAACCCACAGGUAACCAGUGCCUUGUGUUCCCGCUGCCAAAGCUGCUGGAGGUCACUCGGCUCCAAGCCCUUCAGGGUGGCUGGCAGCAUCCACUACUUUGAAAGUGAGGGUACUACUGUUUUAAUGUUAAAUUCCACUCUAUCAUGUCAUUUUUCCCCUUGUGUCCUAGCAAUUAGUUAAAUUUUUCCAUCUUAGGGUUUCAUUAUAUAUGUAGUUUCAAUCCAUAAUAGUUCAAAUGACAGAAACAUGUUACAAAUAAAGAUCUGUUUGUAACCAAAUAUAUUUUUAACGU
Messenger RNA from Phalacrocorax carbo (great cormorant), 2923 nucleotides. Lineage: Eukaryota; Metazoa; Chordata; Aves; Suliformes; Phalacrocoracidae. The record is from RefSeq and is a predicted model, not a curated record.